Molecule: messenger RNA, 2066 nt
Organism: Boleophthalmus pectinirostris (great blue-spotted mudskipper)
Lineage: Eukaryota; Metazoa; Chordata; Actinopteri; Gobiiformes; Gobiidae
Gene: hjurp
Exons: 7
Coding region: 127-1839 (570 amino acids)
Source: RefSeq, a predicted model, not a curated record
AAUCACCGUUCACUUUGCUGCAGUCGACGAGUUUUCAAAUUGGACGCGCCUUUAUCUCUCAUUUAAACGGUUUGUUUUUUAGUUUACAGUUCACUAUUUGGAGGAUUUUGUCAGUAAAUUAUAACCAUGGACGAAGUCUUUAAAAAUCAGCUGCAGAAAAAUGGUGCACGUUUCCAACGAUCUCUAGACAGAAUCGCUGAAAAGUAUUCCAAGAUUCAACAAUAUGGAGACGAUGCAAUAGAAGUGGACCUGGACAAUACCCAUAUAGAAACGUUACAGCGUUAUAUGACACUGUCAAAGAAGAAUGUCAACAAACUUUCUAAGGGAUUUGCUGAUUUAAAAGAGGAAUCGUUAUCAUUGAACGACAUCACCAAAGAAUCACAGGUGAAUUACCCAUGUGAAGAGCGAACUGACUGCUUUGAAACCACCACCUUCUCAGAAAAUAAUGACACAGAAACUGUACCUAGAAGUCAUACUGUAAACACAAUGGAUGAAAAUUGGAGAAACUACACAGUCCAACCAGAAGAUGAAGAGGAACAACUGGAAAUGUCUUUCCAGAGUCAGGGCAGCUCUUUGGGAGAGCUCUACCCGGACAUGAUCAGUCAGAUCGGGAAUGCCUGGCGACGACAACAUGUCUCUGAAGCGGCUGAUUCAGUACUGAGGAGGUACCGUAAAUGGCGUAAAUCAAACAGGAUGCAACUCACCAACUCUUACCACACUGCACAAAAACCAGACAUUCACAAAGGGACAAGACAAAGAGACAUUUUCAACAAGCAGCACUAUAAUCCCAAAAGCCCAGUAAAAAGCCUUUCCUCUACAAUGAUUAAAGCUGGUUCAAUGUCUCCUGUUAAAAUGUUAACUAGUGGUCAGAAAUCACCGCACUAUUACUCUCCUAUGAAAAGAAGAGAAGCACCUCCCACUGCAAUCGUGAUGGACAUGUCUGCUCUCAGUGAACCAUGUGAGAUGGAGAUUAACAAAACAUUUACUGUGUAUGAACCAACUUCAAGCUACUCAUCUUACACCUCCAGUCCCUCAAGAUCUUUCUAUCCCCCAAAUAGGCCAUCCCAGGAUCUCAUCUUUAGGAUGAAGGAGUCUUGUAUGUCUCCACGCUGCAUGCAAUCUACUAACUGCUCUGGGUUUGCAGCCGAAAACUCACUGCUCAAAGAAAGGCAUGAAAUAUAUUCAUCUCCUGUCAGACAAAGCCCUUACAAAUCCAAUUCAGCAUGCAGGAACAGCUUCAGUGAACAAAUUGACAUCUAUGGCUCCCCUGUGAGAAAAAGUCCUUUCAGAUUACACACAAGCAGGGAAAGUCUUCGGCAAUCACCUUAUGCUGCAAUCUCUAAAUCACCAUAUAUGAAGCAAAGUAUCUCCAAAGAGAGAAGUGGAUUUAAUUCAGCUUCUAACUUUGUCCCAUCUGUUUCACCAAAGAUUAUGGUACCCAGGAGGACUCUUGAAUAUUCAGAUUUGCAGCUCUCCCCUCAGCUGGGUUCACCUCAAAUGGGUAAUUCAAGAAGACACCAUAGACUUCGCCGCCAUCUUUCUUUUGAUUCCUCCUCUCUGACAUCGAGCCGUGCUUCCUAUACUACAAAGGACUUUGACAACGACUUCAUAAAACUGUACCACAAACUUGUCUGUCUGAAUAAAUCUUCGCACAUACAAGGCCAUCCCUGCCGAUUUUGUGCCAAAAACUCUGAAGCCAGCAGGGGGCACUCUUUUUCCAAUUUGGCAGCGCUUGCUUUGUCACCACAUCGUCCACUUCUGAGAAAACGCCAUCGAGAUUUGGACAUUUAUCCCCAGUCCAAGCGCUUCAAGGAUGGCCACUUCACAAAAUAUCUGUAAAUAUGUUUUACCCGAUUUUACCGCAUCUAGUGUUUUUUAUCUGCAUAAAUGUUAACUGUGAGGAAGCAAAUAUUCCAAUUAUAUUAUUGUUCGAAGAGGUUGAUUACAAACAUUGAAAAAAAAAUGUUAAUCCAUUAUGUUUAUGGAAAGGUUUUACUAAAACUCAAAUGAUCUAACCCUUUUGACUUGUUUAUCAAAAAAGUUUUUAUUAAUAAAAUCUACAAAUG